Molecule: messenger RNA, 907 nt
Organism: Gossypium arboreum
Lineage: Eukaryota; Viridiplantae; Streptophyta; Magnoliopsida; Malvales; Malvaceae
Product: 26S proteasome non-ATPase regulatory subunit 4 homolog
Exons: 6
Coding region: 95-907 (270 amino acids)
Biological process (GO): proteasome-mediated ubiquitin-dependent protein catabolic process
Cellular component (GO): nucleus; proteasome regulatory particle, base subcomplex; cytosol
Molecular function (GO): polyubiquitin modification-dependent protein binding
Source: RefSeq, a predicted model, not a curated record
CAAGGUCAUAAAUGCUUUCUUACUUUCCCCAUCCACAUCACCUUCUUCCACUUCUUCUUAAUGUAAUUUUCUGUGUUUUAACAUAGGUCUAUAAAUGGGGGGUGAGAUGAACCUAGCAGCUGGAAUUCAGAUUGCUCAGCUGGCCCUAAAGCAUCGCCAAAACAAACUUCAACACCAAAGGAUUAUAGUUUUUGCUGGAAGUCCCAUUAAGUAUGAAAAGAAGGUCCUGGAGAUGAUAGGAAAGAAAUUGAAAAAGAACAGUGUAGCUCUUGAUAUUGUUGACUUUAGUGAGGAUGAAGAUGGAAAGCCAGACAAGUUGGAGGCUCUUCUUGCAUCUGUUAAUAAUAAUGACAGUAGUCAUAUAGUUCAUGUUCCUCCUGGUCAAAAUGCACUUUCUGAUGUGCUCAUCAGCACACCUAUGUUCACUAGGGAUGGGGAAGGAGGAGGUGGCUUUGCUGCUCAUGCAGCAUCAGUAGGUGUUACUAAUUUUGAUUUCGGAGUGGAUCCAAAUAUAGAUCCAGAGCUGGCUCUUGCCGUAAGGGUUUCUAUGGAAGAGGAGAGAGCAAGGCAAGAAGCUGCUACCAAGAAGGCUGCUGAGAAAUCUUCUAAUCAAGAAAAAGAAGAGGAAGUGCAACCACAGUCCGAUUCGCAGAAUGCAACUGAACAAGUUACUGAUCCCAUGGAUGAGGAUGAUGCUUUGCUAAAGCAGGCCCUUGUAUUAUCGAUGAAUAUCCCAGGAUCUGAUUCUUCUGCGGGUGAUGCUGAGAUGUCUGAGGCUACCAAUGAUCAGGAACUGGCCAUGGGUUUGAGUUUUUAUUGGAUGCAUAGUUCAGGAUUAGCUGAAUUCAUACAUAGUGACGACUUGUUUGAGCUAACUGCUGAUCUUAAAAUUUCUGGUGUAGUAUGA